Molecule: messenger RNA, 1896 nt
Organism: Arachis duranensis
Lineage: Eukaryota; Viridiplantae; Streptophyta; Magnoliopsida; Fabales; Fabaceae
Product: sodium/pyruvate cotransporter BASS2, chloroplastic
Exons: 12
Coding region: 336-1553 (405 amino acids)
Cellular component (GO): membrane
Source: RefSeq, a predicted model, not a curated record
UGAUCAUUGAGACUGUUUGAUAAGGAGUUGAGCCUUAUCAAAACACGAAACGUGCUCCCCAUAAUUUCUUGCGAAAUGGCUGAAUAUGGAAAGAAACAAAACGAAAAAGGGGCGUCUGUGGUUCAUAGUUUUCCACGCCACCAUUCCCUCCAUAUCCAUUAUCCACAACACCAUCACCCCUUUCUCUCUGUCAUUCUCAUAAUAAUAAUAAUCAUCUCCGUUUCACUUUCGGAGUGUACUUCCAACUUCCGAGGAAACUGCAUUACUUCACUUUCUGCCAUUUAAUUUUAUGUCAUACUUCUUCAAAUCUUGCAUGCUUUAACCACCACACGCCCAUGGCUUCUUCUUCUUCUUCUUCAUGUUAUUCUUCAGUGUCUAGACUCAUUCUCAGAGGCAAUAGGGUUCUCCCAUCGGAUCCUCUGUUUAGGUCAACGCCUUCAACUUCUUCUUGGAAUACCCAUCUUGGUGUAAAAGGCGACAUUUUUCUGCGGUAUAAUGGAACAAGCUGCUGUUCAAUCCGGAGCGAGUUGCGGGGUUCGUUGACUCCCAUUAUCCAUGAAGUUUCUAGAAGGAAGUUUCAAAUGUUGUGCAAGGCUUCAACAAAUGUAUCUGGGGAUGUUCCUGAAAGUUCUGGGGGAUUGAGCCAGUAUGAGAAAGUGAUUGAAACAUUAACCACUCUUUUUCCUGUAUGGGUCAUCUUGGGGGCUAUCGUUGGCAUUUACAAGCCAGCUGCUGUAACUUGGUUGGAGACAGACCUUUUUACUCUUGGUUUGGGUUUCCUUAUGCUGUCCAUGGGCUUGACAUUGACGUUUGAGGAUUUCAGGCGAUGUUUGCGAAAUCCGUGGACAGUCGGUGUAGGGUUUCUUGCACAAUAUUUGAUCAAACCCAUGCUAGGCUUUGGCAUUGCAAUGACUCUCAAACUUUCAGCUCCUCUUGCAACUGGUCUGAUUCUGGUCUCGUGUUGUCCUGGAGGUCAGGCAUCAAAUGUUGCAACAUACAUAUCCAAAGGAAAUGUUGCACUUUCUGUUCUAAUGACAACGUGUUCAACUAUUGGAGCUAUCAUUAUGACACCACUCCUUACUAAGCUUCUUGCAGGCCAACUUGUUCCAGUUGAUGCUGCUGGUCUGGCUAUUAGUACCUUUCAGGUUGUUUUAGUCCCAACUAUUGUGGGAGUUUUGGCAAAUGAAUAUUUUCCCUAUUUGAUAACGAGAAUUUAUACUCUUCAGAUUGGGCAAGUUUCGGAAGUCUUGAAAACUCAAGGAGCGCAGCUGAUACUGCCGGUUGUUUUCCUACAUGCUGCGGCAUUUGCUCUUGGUUAUUGGGUUUCAAAAAUAUCAUUUGGGGAAUCCACAUCCCGCACAAUAUCUAUAGAGUGUGGGAUGCAGAGCUCCGCACUUGGAUUUUUGCUUGCUCAGAAGCACUUUUCUAACCCUCUUGUAGCUGUUCCUUCGGCCGUGAGCGUAGUUUGCAUGGCACUUGGAGGGAGUGCUCUUGCUGUCUAUUGGAGGAAUAGGCCAAUCCCUCUUGAUGACAAAGAUGACUUCAAAGAAUGAGGGAAAAACAAAAAAAUCAUGGCUUAUCUUCAAUGAAUUGCAUGCCCUACAAAUUGUUUUCCUUUUUAUAUUAGGACACUAUUUUUGUUUCCUUUUUAAAAUUAUUUUGAAUCUACUAGCUAAGCAACAAUUUAUAAAAAAGAAUUUCGGAUGAGUUUAGGACAUUUUCAACAAGCAUGCCCCUUAUGUGGUAUUCUUUUUGGGGUGGUGGUCUUUUUUUCUCCAUCAUUUGUUAGAAUCCAGAAGAUGGACAGAAUUUUGGAAUGAUGGUAAAUAAUAUCUUUACAUGAUGUUCAUUUUGUGGCAAACAAUAUUUAUACCAUAAUUACUGGUUUACACAUUA